Messenger RNA from Lemur catta (Ring-tailed lemur), 3192 nucleotides. RefSeq names its product solute carrier family 25 member 48 (gene SLC25A48). The record is from RefSeq and is a predicted model, not a curated record. Lineage: Eukaryota; Metazoa; Chordata; Mammalia; Primates; Lemuridae. Gene Ontology annotation, cellular component: mitochondrion. Gene Ontology annotation, molecular function: transmembrane transporter activity. The transcript is spliced from 8 exons. Gene Ontology annotation, biological process: transmembrane transport. Bases 39 to 1040 code for a protein of 333 amino acids.
UCCGCGCUCCAGCUCUGCGGCGCGCUCGGGCCCGCGCCAUGCCCCGCAGACACUGCGUGGGCCCCGCCGCGGCUCGGGAGGGCGAGGCCCCGCGCGGCACGGCCAUGGGCAGCUUCCAGCUGGAAGACUUCGCUGCGGGCUGGAUCGGAGGUGCAGCCAGCGUCAUCGUCGGCCACCCUCUGGACACAGUCAAGACGCGCCUGCAGGCUGGCGUGGGCUACAGGAACACCCUCGGCUGCAUCCGCACCGUGUACCGGAGGGAGAGCGUGUUCGGCUUCUUCAAGGGCAUGUCCUUCCCCCUGGCCAGCAUUGCUGUCUACAACUCGGUAGUGUUUGGGGUCUUCAGUAACACGCAGAGGUUCCUCAGCCAGUGCCGCUGUGGGGAGCCCGAGGCCAGCCCUCCCCGAACGCUGUCUGACCUGCUGCUGGCCAGCAUGGUGGCCGGCGUGGUCUCCGUCGGGCUGGGGGGGCCCGUGGACCUCAUCAAGAUCCGGCUGCAGAUGCAGACACAGCCAUUUCAGGCAGCCAACCUCGGCCUGAAGUCCAGGGUGGCAGCUCUGGGGGACCAGCCGGCGUACCAGGGACCUGUGCACUGCAUCGCCACCAUCGUGAGGAGCGAGGGCCUGGCGGGGCUGUACCGGGGGGCCAGCGCCAUGCUGCUGAGGGACGUCCCAGGCUACUGCCUCUACUUCAUCCCCUACGUGUUCCUGAGCGAGUGGAUCACACCCGAGGCCUGCGCAGGCCCCAGCCCCUGCACCGUGUGGCUGGCGGGCGGCAUGGCAGGAGCGAUUUCUUGGGGGACAGCUACUCCUAUGGACGUCGUGAAAAGUCGACUCCAAGCUGACGGGGUUUAUUUCAACAAAUACAGAGGUGUCCUGGACUGUAUCUCCCAGAGUUACCAGAAGGAAGGCCUUAAAGUGUUUUUCAGAGGCGUCACCGUGAACGCUGUGCGGGGCUUCCCCAUGAGCGCGGCCAUGUUCCUCGGGUACGAGCUGUCGCUGCAGGCUCUCCGCGGGGACCACGCGGUGACCAGCCCCUGAGCACCAGGCCCUGGGGCAGAAGCCUCCUCCUGCAGGACACCUGCUUGGCUUCUCAGCGGGGAAGACUUGUGCCUGCCGUGACCUCCCCCGCCCACGCCCUGCACCACGACCGCCUGCGGCACCCGCAGCCCCAGGCAGUGCCGCAGCACUUGCUCUGUCCACUGUGGCGUUGCCAGUGCCUGGCACGGAGCCCGGCACACGAGGGAGCCUCAGCAGCAUCGCUGGAUGGGUGGGCGAGCAGCCUCCAGUGUCCCCUCAGGGCCUCCUCUCCCUCCUCUGGCUUAUUCUCCUUUGUUUCUCCUCUGGCCCCAAACUGGUUUCCUGUAAAGGUCAGAAGACAAGGUGGGUGAGUCACUGAACUUUCUAGUCAUCCAGUACCAUUUCACUUCAGCCUUGGUUACUACACAUUCUCCCAGGAAGGACGGUCUUCAUCAGCAAGGUCUGGAAGACCCCACUGCUGCCUCCUCUGGGGGCUGGCAGGGGCGCAGAGCCCCGCCGGGAUGCAUGGGGGGCACCGGAGCCUGGACGCAGGGACGGCCCGGCCCACCAGGCUGGCAGGAGUGAGCCCAGGACAAGCCCUGGCAGCUAACGGCCCUCAGCUCUGUAGGCAGCACCGAUGGUCACAGCUUGGCGGCUUCUGUCCUUCCUGAUGAAAGGGAAGGGGAGCCCUGCAUUGGCAUAACUGGACAUCGUGGGUGAGGAGUUUGGGCUCCAGUGAGGCCCAGGCAGGGAAGGGAGUUUGCCUUGUUCUUACCGCUGUGCUCAGAGAUCGGCCAUUCCCCUCUUUUAACAGAUAAAAGUAACCUUUAAAAAAAACCUUGUAAUAAAGUCAAUGCAUUUUUCUUGGAGAAAAAAUAGAAAAUACAAAUAAAUAGAAAGAACAAAAUAAAAAUACCUGUCAUUGCAAGACCUUGUUAUUAUUCUUCCAAGUGUGUCUGACGUGCAUCCCCAGCUUGGAAUUCUGCUCCGCACGGUGAUUCAUGGCCCUCUCCCCGUUUAGUAGGUCAGGACUGUUCUCCAUGCCAUGGAAUCUUCAGCCGUAGGACGGUUUCAGUGCCAAGAACUCACAGAUCCCGGAGUGGCUGGGUGCCUGCCCAGCCCGAGUACCCCGCCUCUUGUGACCACCCGGGGCAUUGGCUGCUGCAGGACGAGGGAAGAAGUUUCUAGCAAGCCAGUCAUGACUGUGCUGGAUUUGGCCUUUCAUGGCAGUGGCCAGCCCAGCUGGAAGCUUUUCUCUCUGACGUGCUGUCUCUUGCGGUGGGCUCGGAUGUCGGUCUCCCUUAGGAAAGAGGACGGCCAGGAUCAGGUGGGAGCAGGAGGUUCCCGGCCACGGGUCGGGGCCUCACCUUACAUAACCCUCGCCCAGGCCUUCAACUGCCCGCUCUGGCCCAGGAGCACCACAGCCCGUGCACAAGACCUGCACCUUAAUCUACCAAGUACUCUGAGCCUCGGGGUGGGCCACGCUCCAAGCAGCAGGAGCACUCACUGUCUGGAGAUGGGAACGCCAACGCCUUCCGCACUGUCUAGUCAAGGACAGCGUGAGAUGGUGUCUGUCAGAGGACGAGGGAGCCCUACAGUCUCUAAGAAGUGGUGGGAUGGUGACUGUCUCAGGAGUCCCUGGCACAGGCGGCAGGAACAGCGUGAGGAUUGUUCCGAGUUCCUGCGGGGAUGGAAGUGUCUGGCUCCGAGCAGCCUCCCGGUUCCUUCCGACAACCAGAUCCGAGCUCUCCUGCAGCUCCCAGAGUCCUGACAGGAAGGUCGCUUCCUUUUCAUCGAUCCUCCAAGUUAUUUCUCUCCCAGACUACGUGCGGCAAUGACCCCAGGACAAUUCGAAGCCCAGGAAACGCCACACAAGGUGGCUAUUUUGUGACACGGUUAGUUUUACCUGUGCACAUGGAGAAACCGGAAUCAGACGAUACGAACAUGCACACUCUGAACCUCAUUAGCCUUCUUUCAAUUUCAGGAAAAUUCAUUUUCAAGGAAAGAGACACAUUCUCCCUACAGGAUCUUUUUGGAACAUUCACAAAGAACCGGCCUGUGCUCGUGGUGGUGCUUUGCCAUCUGUGCUUCUAAAAGCCAGGCUCCGGGUGGGUUGUUUGACCCCAGGGUCUGACGGUAACUCCAGUUAGAUGACGUUCUUGUCUUUCCUCCU